Messenger RNA from Corylus avellana, 2587 nucleotides. RefSeq lists its product as uncharacterized. Gene Ontology annotation, biological process: regulation of translational fidelity; 'de novo' cotranslational protein folding. The record is from RefSeq and is a predicted model, not a curated record. Gene Ontology annotation, molecular function: Hsp70 protein binding; ribosome binding. Gene Ontology annotation, cellular component: cytosol. NCBI's taxonomy places the organism in Eukaryota, Viridiplantae, Streptophyta, Magnoliopsida, Fagales, Betulaceae.
AAGGCCCAAAAGAGCCCGAGGAGAUACGUGUGUUUUGAUUGAUUAGGGCAAAACGAGGCAUCUCUCUCUCUCUCUGUGCCUGCAUCAAACGGAAGCCACCUUCGACUGCCACCGAUUCUUGUCGAACUCUCAAAAGCUGUAAGCGACGAAGUCCCAAGGCAGAGAAAAUUGUGAAAUCAAUUCCGAAGCCUCAUACUCUCUCGGCUUUCGAUUUCUCUGAAGUGGGACAUUAUUACAGUUUGUAACAAACGUGGUAUCGAACUCGGGUGAAGCUAUUCCUAGAUAUUGAUAUUGGCAUCCCUGACAAAGUCAUGGCUGUCCAGAAGAAGUUUCGGAUGAUUACCUACUCGGAAGAGAUUAUAGAUGGACUGCCAAUCUAUGUUUCUUCGAAUUGCCUUCCCGCCAAGGCUUUAAGAUAUGAACCUGCUGGGCAUGCUUUCAACACUGCUGCUCUUAGACUCCUUGGUUGUGAGGAGGAGAAAGCUGAAGGUGGUGAUGAUCAAAAGGUAGUAGACGAUAAGGAACAGACCUAUGUGCCAUCGUCUGAUUCUUAUAGUAGCAAAGGUAAAAAGAAAGCUGGUUCCGGAGAAAAGCAACAAGAUCACUAUGCAUUAUUGGGUCUGAGCCAUUUAAGAUAUCUUGCUACUGAGGAACAGAUACGAAAAAGCUACCGUGAGACUGCCUUGAAGCAUCAUCCUGACAAACAGGCUGCCCUUCUUCUUGCUGAGGAAACAGAAGCUGCAAAAGAAGCCAAGAAGGAUGAAAUAGAGAGCCAUUUUAAGUCUAUCCAGGAAGCAUAUGAGGUGUUAAUUGAUCCGGUCAAGAGGAGAAUUUAUGAUUCCACUGAUGAGUUUGAUGAUGACAUCCCCGUUGACUGUGCCCCACAGGACUUCUUCAAGGUGUUUGGUCCAGCUUUCUUGAGGAAUGGGAGGUGGUCGGUUAACCAACCAGUCCCAUUGUUAGGCGAUGACAAUACUCCAUUAAAAGAAGUUGAUAGUUUCUAUAACUUUUGGUACAGCUUCAAAAGUUGGAGAGAAUUCCCACAUGAUGAUGAGUUUGAUCUCGAGCAAGCCGAGUCUCGUGACCAUAAGCGGUGGAUGGAGAGGCAGAAUGCAAAACUUACUGAAAAGAAUAGGAAGGAAGAAUCUGCACGGAUGCGUACUCUUGUUGACAAUGCGUAUAAAAGAGACCCAAGAAUACUGAGGAGAAAGGAAGAGGAGAGAGCUGAGAAGCAGAGGAAAAAGGAGGCUAAGUUUCUGGCCAAGAAGUUGCAGGAGGAGGAAGCUGCCAGGAUUGCUGAAGAGGAGAAAUGUCGGAAAGAGGAGGAGGGAAGACGGGCUGCGGAGGCAGCUUCACAGCAAAAGAAGGUGAAGGAGAAGGAGAAGAAACUCUUACGCAAAGAAAGGGCUCGUCUUAGAACACUUUCAGGGCCUCUUGUAUCGCAACAUUUGCUUGAUCUUUCUGGGGAUGAUGUUGAAAGUCUUUGUAUGUCACUUGAUAUCAAUCAGCUAAGGAAUUUAUGUGACAGGAUGGAGGGGAAAGAGACUGUAGAGCUGGCAAAAGUUCUCAAAGAUGCACUUGGAUAUAAUCGUGAUUCUGAGGCUAAGAAAGAAGAUGAACCAACUCCACAGCAGAACGGUAGUGUAGAGGCUAACGGUAAUGUCUCAUUAGCCAGCUUUGAGAAGAAGGAGAAGCCUUGGAGCAAAGAAGAAAUUGAGCUCUUGAGAAAAGGUAUGUUGAAGUAUCCCAAAGGAACAUCUCGGAGGUGGGAGGUUAUUUCAGAAUACAUUGGUACAGGUAGAUCUGUAGAAGAAAUUCUGAAGGCAACAAAAACCGUUCUCCUCCAGAAGCCUGAUGCUGCCAAAGCAUUUGAUUCAUUUCUUGAGAAGAGAAAACCUGCACCGUCCAUUGCAUCUCCACUUACAACUAGGGAGGAAACGGAAGGGCAAUCGAUGACUCAGGGUUCUCAAAACAGUGCUUUAAAGAUGGAUAGUUCUGAAGAAUCUUCAACCAGAAGCACAAACAACCAGAAUCCUUCUGAUUCGAGUGCUGCUAAUGGGGUUUCUUCAAGUUCGGAGCAAGAUGUGUGGUCUGCUGUACAAGAAAGAGCAUUGGUUCAGGCUUUAAAAACCUUCCCAAAGGAAGCCAAUCAGCGAUGGGAGCGAGUUGCUGCAGCGGUUCCUGGGAAGACUGUGAACCAGUGCAAGAAGAAAUUUGCGUUGCUGAAGGAGAGCUUUAGAAACAAGAAAACUGCUGUUUAGUGUUUUGGGCUUUAUUGUUGAUGGGGCAGAAAAAUUGACAAAUGCAUAUUGGGGGGGUGGUGGGUAGUGGGGGGACUGUUUUUGGGCAUCUAUUUUAUAUUCAGUUCCUUCAGGAUAGGAGUCACUCUAGCUACAUUGUGGUUGAGAUAAAUUUCUUGUUUGUUCUAUUCCAGAUUUUGUUGCUAUGCCAUGUAGGCUUCAUAGUUAACAUUUUUGAAGGGGGGAAAGUCCUAAGAUAGAAAGAGUCUGGAGAUCUAUUUUGUGCUGAUGUGUUUCAGAACACACUUUAUUUAUUAUCACUAUUAUAUCGGCGGUUCAUGAUGUUG